CCGCCCCUGCGGGGAGGCCGGCCGAGGCCCCCGCCCUAGGCCCGGCCCGACUCCGACGCAGGCCGAGGGGCAGGGCCUCCGCCGGCUGCGCUCGCUCGGCGCCGCCAUGCCCAAGGUGGUGUCCCGCUCCGUGGUCUGCUCCGACACCCGGGACCGCGAGGAGUACGAUGACGGCGAGAAGCCGCUGCACGUUUACUACUGUCUGUGCGGCCAGAUGGUGCUGGUGCUGGACUGUCAGCUGGAGAAGCUGCCCAUGAGGCCUCGAGACAGAGCUCGGGUGAUUGAUGCAGCCAAACAUGCCCAUAAAUUCUGUAACACAGAGGAGGAGGAAAAUGUUUAUCUCAGAAGACCAGAAGGUAUUGAGAGGCAGUACAGGAAGAAGUGUGGAAAGUGUGGACUUCUGCUCUUCUACCAGCACCAGCAGAAGAAUGCCCCAGUUACUUUCAUUGUCGAUGGAGCUGUGGUCAAGUUUGGCCAGGGCUUUGGGAAAACAAACAUAUACACUCAGAAACAAGAGCCUCCCAAAAAGGUGAUGAUGACCAAACGGACCAAAGACAUGGGCAAGUUCAGUUCAGUCACGGUCUCCACCAUUGAUGAAGAGGAGGAGGAGAUUGAAGCACGAGAGAUUGCAGAUUCCUAUGCACAGAAUGCUAAAGUGAUUGAGAAGCAGCUGGAACGCAAAGGCAUGAGCAAAAGGAGGCUGCAGGAACUGGCUGAGCUGGAAGCCAAGAAAGCCAAGAUGAAAGGAACCCUGAUAGAUAAUCAGUUCAAAUAAAAGGAACCCACAUCAGAUCAUGCUCAGGCAGCUGACUAUUUGGAGAGGGAGGAUAACCAAGAGCAACUCCUGAGACUCCCAACAGAGAAUUCAGUCAACCCUGCAGAUCUUAAGUACAACUUUUAAGAGCCAUGCAUUGAAACCAGCUUGGAAGGUACCACUGUCUCUGCUAGAGGCUGUACUUUGAUCUCUGGUAUUUUAAUACACUGAAGGACUUCCAGGACUUUUUUUAAAUUACACUUCUGUGCACUCCCGAGUGUUUUGCCUGACUUUUGGGGUAACAUCUGUUCCAGGGGAAACCCUCUGCCAGGUGUGUGCAUGGAAUUAAGACACUGUUACAAAAGAUCAGUGUGUGUUAUUUUCAGAUGUACAUAAGGUAUUUACUGGACUCUUAGAUGUUUAGGUAAAGCAAUAAUCUAUGCACAGCAAAUAAAUCCCUUAUAAAGUAA
Messenger RNA from Chelonia mydas (Green sea turtle), 1224 nucleotides. It is a transcript of the gene STEEP1, whose product is annotated as STING1 ER exit protein 1. The coding region runs from base 107 to 775 and encodes 222 amino acids. The transcript has 7 exons. NCBI's taxonomy places the organism in Eukaryota, Metazoa, Chordata, Testudines, Cheloniidae. The record is from RefSeq and is a predicted model, not a curated record.